UCUUGGAGGGACCCGCUUGGACUGUGUGUGAUCAUGAUCUUUUUUUUGGUGUGCCCUCCCUUUUUGUGUUUACUCUUGACUUUUUCAUCAUCAGAAUUGAUUGAAUCAUCAAUCGUGGUUUAAAUCAAUCAAGCGCGGUUCAUUUUCGUACCGCGAUUCGGCACUUGUAUCCCUGUGCUGAUCACGACUCCAUCGCGACAAGUACUCCGUCCAAGCUCAUCGCAAACUCAUCAAAACAUCGCAGCGACCAUGGGCGAAGCCGACAAUUACUACAAUCCGAACCAACAGCCGCCGUACGGCUACUCCAACGGCGGCGGCUAUCAGCAACAAUACCAACCUCAACCUCCCCCCGCGACACACCAGCAACAAUACCAACAACCGCCUCCUCCCCAGCAGCAGCCCUACCCUCCCCAGAAUGGCAACGGCUACAUGCCCGCCCAAGGCUACGGCGGCAACGAAAAGGCCUCGUUCGAAGAGCAGUUCAAGAUUCCCAAGCCAAAGUGGAACGAUCUCUGGGCCGGUAUUCUCUUCAUCCUCUUCAUGGCCGGCUACGUCGUCGUCUCUGGCAUAGCACUCCAGGGAUACGCUGCGAAUAAGGGCAACGCUGGAUCGGGGAUUUAUGGUAAUAAGAAUGACUUUUCGCUGAACACGAGUACGGUUAUUUUGUUCAUGUUUGUCCUCGCUGUUGCGUUUGUGCUUUCGUAUGCGUACGUUUGGAUGGCGCGGUUGUUUCCGAAGCAGUUUAUCUGGGUCACUGGUAUUCUCAAUGUCUGCUGGGCUCUUGGAACAGCUAUCUUUUACCUCUGGCGCAGAUACUGGUCUGCUGGAAUUGUGUUCCUCAUCUUUGGACUUUUCAUGGCUUUUUGCUUCUGGACGUGGAUUUCACGAAUUCCCUUUUCGGCGCUGAUGCUUCGAACUACCAUCGACGUUAGCAAGAAGUAUGGUCAUGUCUAUCUCACCAGUUUGAUUGGAGGCAUCAUCGCCACGGCCAUGUCAGCUUGGUUCUCAAUCACUCUUGUCGCAAUCUACAUCAAGUAUCAGCCUGCGGACGAUAACCCCUCUUGCGCUGAUGGCGGCUGCGGCAAAGGCAAGGUCAUCGGCCUGAUCGUCUUCAUCACGUUCACCAUGUACUGGUUCUCCGAGUGGCUCAAGAAUACUAUCCACACCACAAUUGCUGGCGUCUAUGGCUCUUGGUACUUCAACCCUCACAACUUCCCCAAGGACGCCACCCGCGCUUCUGCCAAGCGAGCCUUGACCUACAGUUUCGGUUCCAUCGCCUUGGGUAGCUUGCUAGUUGCCAUUAUUCAGUUUGUCCGUCAGAUCUGCCAAGCCGCUCGUAACCAGGAGGCCGCUGAUGGCAGUAUGUUGGGAUACGCUUUGUUCUGUUGCAUUGGCUGCCUCCUUGGUAUUUUGGAGUGGGCUGUUGAGUUCAUCAACAGAUAUGCUUUCUGCCACAUUGCGCUUUACGGCAAGGCUUACUUUGCGGCUGCCAAGGAUACAUGGAAGAUGAUUAAGGAUCGCGGAAUUGACGCUCUGAUCAACGACUGCCUCAUCGGACCCGUCCUUUCAUUCGGCGGCCUCUUCAUCGCCUACGCUUGCGGCCUCCUGGCCUACCUGUACCUCUACUUCACCGACCCCCCUUACAACAGCGACGGCCAAUACACAGCAGUCGUCAUGGCAUUCGCUUUCCUUAUCGGUUUCCAGAUCGCUAACAUCUUCACCACCCCGAUUUCGAGCGGUGUCGAGACAAUCUUUGUUGCUGCUGGUUGGGAUCCUCAGGUCAUGUGGCGCGACCACCCUGAGCUUUACCAGGAGAUGUGCAGAGUGUACCCCAAGGUUCAGCAGGUCAUUCACGACCGAUAAGCUGGUCAUGCAUCUUCAUAUCAUCAGGAUCGCCCUGAGUAAGCUGAAGCGGACUACUGCUUUAGCUGAAAUGGCGAAUAUGUAUGACGAAUGAUAGCAUCAACAGCUUAGGCUUGUGCUUCAGGACUGGGGCACUCUUACGAUUGACUGAUUGGCUGGCUGCUUGUCUUGAAUGAUACCAUAAAGGAUACUGGAGGAUUCAUUGUGUAUUGUGCACGAUGAAAACUGUCUUUUGUUUCGUGCCGCUGUUUUACACCACGGAGAAUACUUAAUGCCACAGGAUAAUAAAUAAUUACUCUUUCUGUACCUCAACUGCUACCAUUGGUUCUCUAAAUCUGCAGGUGAUAUUAAGCGGCAGUAAUCUGUGAGAGCGCAGCUGACGUGUUUGCAUAAAGUGUAUGCAGAUAAUCAAUCUGACUUGAGCUACCGAUUGUGAGGGGCUAAAAUUGCAGUGAAAGUUAUGGAUGGCCUCCGACGUCACCAACGAGCAAGCAAUGACAAUUUCCAGAGAUUCGAAGCGCAAUCUGGAAGUCAGCAGUUACCCAAAGCAUUUUUGAAGUACAGCCCAAGAUCAGAGGGUUCCCGAGUUGUUUUCGCAGGUUGGCUUGUGUGAUCCAUCAAGCUUGGCCGCAAACCAACUGGUGUGAGUCGACAUCUCCAGCAUCAACACCCACUACGCCGCGCACUCUCAUGGAUACAAGGUCCUUUUGAAUCUUACAUCAAGCAACCAAACAGUAAGUGCCAAGAAUAGACCAGAGCCUAUCGGACCUGUGCCUGUAACAGCACAAGGGAAUAAGUCAGUUCAUGCAUGCCCUCGCGGGAAGAUCUCCCGGAUCUUAUUUCCCUAUCACGAUCCUAGCUAGGUCCAAGCUGAAGUGUUAGUAUUACACAACUCGAUCGCCAAAGAAUUUGUCAGGUAAACUGUGGUGAGACGUCUGGGGGAGGGAAGCGAGAUUGUCGAAUGAUGGGGAUAACGCGGAGGGUAUGCAGUGGUGGAAUGUUUUGUCAUCUGGUGCCAAUGGCCAACUGUGCUAUAGUUUGGGGGUAAGGCGUCUCGAGCCGAUGGGUGAACUGGGGAUCUAUGCUUGAUAUCCGGUUGAAGCAUCAUCACAUCGCAACGCCUCAUGACUCAACCGACAGUCUCGGCCCGUAACGGUGAUGGCAUCUUGCGGAGUCCAGUACAUAAUGAAAACGCCAAAGCCCAGGUUCUCCUCAAUCCCCGUUUGACGCCAUGAAUGCUUAUUUCGUGCAUCACGUAACCGUAUCACAAACAGCUCGGCUAGAUCCAUUAUUUCGUCUCCAGCAGCAGGCUUCAUCGAUGGUCGGUGCUCUCCGAUAAUGGAGAGAGUGAUUCAUUCACAAUAAAAACAGUCACAGUCGGAGAUGCGAGGUUGUCGUCGGCAGAAAGAGCCGCAUAUCCUUGUACGAAAUGGCCCGAUAGUUUAAAGCUCACCAGGCCAGUUGUAAGAGAGUAAGGCAGGGGAGGGCUGCCUUGUCUAGCUUGUCAGGCCACGAGCUGCAUGUAAGCCCCGAUCCAAGGCUUCGAUUUGUUCCGUGCAGAAUGUCAAGCCACCU
Messenger RNA from Fusarium verticillioides 7600, 3438 nucleotides. Its product is annotated as protein PNS1. The record is from RefSeq and is a predicted model, not a curated record. Lineage: Eukaryota; Fungi; Ascomycota; Sordariomycetes; Hypocreales; Nectriaceae. Gene Ontology annotation, molecular function: transmembrane transporter activity. The coding region runs from base 250 to 1863 and encodes 537 amino acids. Gene Ontology annotation, biological process: transmembrane transport. Gene Ontology annotation, cellular component: plasma membrane. The transcript has 2 exons.